CGACUUCCGGAAAUGACGUCCACAACCGCCGCCGAUAGGAUUAGAAAAUCAUGGCGUCCGUCACGACUGCUACAUCGGAAUGGAUUCAGUUUUUUAAGGAUGCUGGAAUUCCUCCUGGCCUGGCUGUAAAUUAUGCAGUUUCCUUUGUGGAUAAUCGCAUUCAGAAGAAUAUGCUGAUGGAUCUAAGUAAAGAGAUUAUGAUGGACCUGGGAAUCACUGUAAUUGGUGACAUUAUCGCCAUUCUCAAACAUGCCAAGGUGGUUUACAGACAGGAUAUGUGUAAAAUGGCCACUGAAGCUAUAUCUGUUGGCCAGUCAAGCGUUCAGGCAGAGCUGAGGAGAACUGCAAAUACACCUGCAUCCCGAAUGAUUGCUAAUAGCUUAAGCAGGGAAUCUCCUCCAGGCACACCUGUGCGGCGACCAGACAAUCGUCUCUCUGUUACUGUUUCCAAUAAACAGGCUGCGAAAAUUGCUAAAACAGUGUCUAAAUCUGCAGAUGAGAGUCCUGAAAUUCCUGUGAAGAGGAGACGAGUCACAGCAGAGAUGGAGGGGAAAUACAUAAUAAACAUGCCUAAGGGAACAACUGCCAAAACAAAAAAGAUAUUGGAAAUGAAAGCUGCCAAAGAAAAGGGGGUUCAUAGAACGUCAGUAUUUGAAAGACUUGGAGCCGAGUCAAAGGCAGAUACCACAACAGGAAGCAAGCCUACUGGAGUUUUUAGCCGUUUGGGGGAUGCCACAAGAAACUGUAUAACUGAGGAGGAAGAAGAAGCUACAAAGGAGGAAGAAAGAGAUGAUAAUGUAGAAGGUGUGCAGAGUGAUGAAGAUGGUUCAGUUUUGCAGUAUGCUGGGGUACUAAAGAAAACUCCUCAGGGAGGAGACAAACUACACCACCAAGGCCGGAUCUCUGUUAGAGCUGCUGCAACCACCAGCAAGUCAAGGACAGUAUCUCCAGCAGUGAAUAAAUCCAGCACUGUUACAAUAAGGCGCCUCUCUAAACCGGUCUGCAUUCCUGCAUCCUCAACCUCAGCAAGGAAACCAGAGAAGCCAGAGCCACCUGGCAAAAUUAGCAUUUUGAAGAGACUAGGCAAGCCCCCAGUCUCAGCAGCAGACACUCAGGACAGUCGGGUUACCAGCUCCAAGAGCAAAGGCUUUACAGUUACCAUCAGCCGCGGGACAGGCAGUGCCAAGGUGAGCAGCAGUACUGCCACCAGCAGUGAGUGUCUAGGGGCACAAAUGGACAGUAUGGGCAAUGUUAGUGUCUUUAAGAGAUUGGGAUUGAAGACCUCUUAGUAGAUGUUUUAGAUCUAUGCUAAUUAAAUGUUGUUGUAUCAUACUAUUUUUUAAAUAUUCCUGCGGAACUUGUGUGGCAAAGUACGCAAGUACUUCCAUUGGAAGCCACAUUUAUUUCUAUUGGUUCCCAGAUUAUUUUAUAUUAGCGGCACAUUUGUAUUUUUAAUAUCCAGCAACUGUGUGAUGGGCCAACAUCCAGUCUUGGGGAUGGUUGUUGUGGACAGAAUUUGUGAACUUUCUUAUUCUUAGAUCAGCAAAUCAGAGGGCUACCAUAGCAAAAGAAGAUCCGUUUUAUUUUGCCUUCACAUCAUUUUAUAGCAUUACUUAGCGGAGAUCAGAAUUAACGUUACAGUUAUAACAGCUAUGGUAAAAUCAUAAGAAACGUUUUAUUUUCAUAAUAGUUAUUUACCUUUUAACCACUUAAAUGUUGGUCUACUUAGGUAUAAUUUGUCAUAAUAAGAUACCAUUCUUUUUGUCCAGUAUCAGCUUCAACUAUGCAAGUUAACCUCUGCCCCACUCUCUACAAUCUGAUUGGGUCAUUUUUUGGAAAUGGCUCAUACUCCAAUUUCAACUUCGAAAUUAAAUAUUUAAACGAUACAUUUAAAAAAUGUUUAAUAUACAUAAAUCUUUUUUUCUUUAGUUGUCUUGUUGAAUUGGAAACAUUGCAUAACAUGAGUGUACAUUUUCACAUUUGUGGGUUGUUGGCUGUAAAUGUGUUUAGAGGCCCAGUGCUUAAAGGUUGGUAUGAAAUUAAAAAUGUCAUUGUUGAUUAA
Messenger RNA from Erpetoichthys calabaricus (reedfish), 2062 nucleotides. It is a transcript of the gene c1h19orf47, whose product is annotated as chromosome 1 C19orf47 homolog. The record is from RefSeq and is a predicted model, not a curated record. Gene Ontology annotation, cellular component: nucleus. Lineage: Eukaryota; Metazoa; Chordata; Cladistia; Polypteriformes; Polypteridae. The transcript has 8 exons. Bases 51 to 1289 code for a protein of 412 amino acids.